Molecule: messenger RNA, 805 nt
Organism: Atta colombica
Lineage: Eukaryota; Metazoa; Arthropoda; Insecta; Hymenoptera; Formicidae
Product: E3 SUMO-protein ligase NSE2-like
Exons: 5
Coding region: 130-744 (204 amino acids)
Biological process (GO): protein sumoylation; double-strand break repair via homologous recombination
Cellular component (GO): Smc5-Smc6 complex; nucleus
Molecular function (GO): zinc ion binding; SUMO ligase activity
Source: RefSeq, a predicted model, not a curated record
UUAAAAAUGUUUAUUAAAUGGCGUCAGUUCGAUAGUCUGUUUAAAGAUCAGAUUGAAUGUGAGAAAUUGACACAGAAUUCGAUAAUAUCAGCAUCGAUAUCGUCAGCAGAAUAGAUAAAUUGCACGAAAAUGACACAGAACACGCAAAUGAUAGAGGAACUUGAUGAUUGUUUCUUGAGAACCGCGGGGAAUAUCAUGAAAUACUAUGACAAUGAAGAAGAGAAACAAAAUAUAUUGAAGCAGUUACGAGAAGUCCUAAUAGCCAAUUGUAUGGAGUCUGCGAGAAUAAAGUCUGCGAAUGAGAUUAAAGAGCACCUAGAAUGUAUGUCCGAGUUCGACUCAGAAGAAGAUGUAAAAAAUAUCACAAUAGAAUAUAAGAAGGCUAUAUCUGAAAUUCAAGUUAAUCCGUUACAAGACAACAGACUGUUGGAAUAUGAUCGUCAGUUUAAAGGCCUGUAUCAAGUCAAUGAAUCUAACGCACUGGAUGACAUAGACGCUGAUUUACGGUUAACAGGCAGCGAAAUAAAUGUGAUCGAUCCAAUCUCGAAGAUGAGAAUGACCGAUCCUGUGAGAAAUGCAGUCUGCGGUCACAUAUACGAUAAAGCAAGCCUUGUCGCGAUGUUACAAAAGAACAAGAAUACUAGAUGUCCUGUGGUGGGUUGCACCAGUCUGGAUUAUAUAGAUUUAAGUCAGUGUCGCUCUGACAUUGUGACUAAAACAUAUCUGGAGAAUCAUCUUGCUUAGAUUUGAGAACAAUGGAUAAAAAUAUCUAUGAAUACAUAUAUAUUAGAGUCGAAGGCACAUU